GAAGGCGCUCAGCGCUCAGAACGCAACCAGAGAAGAGAGACGCGCGAGGCGAGAACAACAUGAUCCAAGUCCUGAUCGGAGCCAAAAGGACAAGCGUGGGAUCUACAGGGGGGCCGAUACUACUGAGACAAAUUUAGAUUGGACUCUUGUGUUUUGCAGKUCAAUAAACUGCAUUAGUGCGGGAAUAUUCUGACAUUAAUAGAGAAUUACGCACGAAGCGCAACCAGCUUUUACGCGCAGACUUUUUGGAGAUGAGAGGCUCCCGUUUUGACCAGAAAAGUUGGAUUUUCAACAAUCUGAUAUGGGAUUUUGUAGCGAAAUCCUAAAAACUGCCCUGUUUUUUCUGGAUUUAUCUUUUACGGAAAUAGGAUGCAAAACCUUUGCGCACACGUUGACGAAGAUUUUAAAUUCCCUGCUUGGAUUGGCUUAUUAUUAGUCUCUGAACUGAUUUUGGACCUAGCCUGUUGAGAGUUUGUGCAUGCAGAGACUGACAUAUUGUGUGUCACGCCGCACGCGUUGCGCACUGCUCAAGCCUGUGAUAUAGGCUGCCCUUAAGUGAGUUUUCAAAACAAGAGUCAGAGCAGACGUCUGYCCCGCGUCGGAGUCAUCGAGAGCAAACAUUUGGACCAGCAGCUCUUACUGACAGUGACACAUUUUGGAGGAUACAUUUAAGCUACAGCAGGGAGUGCACUGCGACCAAAGCACGGGGGACGAGGCUCGGUUCGGCCGUGGGAUUGGACUCCUGGCUGCUCAAUGCCCAGCCGGUCGCUCGCGGCUCCACAGGCUGGGCAGAAACAUGAGGUCCUGGACCCUGCUGCUGCUGCUGCUGGCUGCGCUUUUAACGACCCGUCUGCGGCUCGGAAACGCUGAGGGCGAUCCACUCCCUUCAUCCCUGCUUGACCUGCUGCAAAACUCUCCCAUCUCCUCAGUGGAAGACCUGAAGCUGCUGCUGCAAUACGAGUCAAAUGCAAAAGGAGAUGAAGAGGAUGAACAUGAUGUCCUUCCAAACCCUGCCCAUGGACGAUAUACYAGAAGUCUUAUUGAGGCACAACUAGCUGAGCCAGCAGAAUGUAAAGUUCGAACUGAGGUGAUGGAAGUGACGAGAUCCAUGCACGAUCGCCACAAUGCCAACUUCAUGCUGUGGCCGUCGUGUGUGGAGGUGCAGCGAUGCUCGGGCUGCUGCAGCAACAGGCUACUGAACUGUGUCCCCUUAAUGACCUCCAGCAGAUACCUGAAGGUUUUAAAGAUCAUGUACGUCGAUCGGAAAGCCAAGUAUGAACAUGUCGUCAUCUCAGUGGAAGAUCAUGUCUCAUGCGUGUGCCAGUCUACUUCACAGAAGCCCCCCCCAUCCUCCUACGUUCCUGCGCCCCCUACCUGGCCUGUUCGCCCCACUUUGCCCAGAACUCACUCCUCCAAGGCCGACCUGCACCGCCAGGACAACCUGAAGCACAACCAGCAGCACCAGCUGCCGCAGGAGCACGAGGCGAGGCAGUGGCAGCAGGGCGGUUACACUCAGUUGUUGCGCUGGACGCAGCCUAGAGUGCAUCACACGCCCACCCACGCUCAGACGGUGACCGGGGCGGGCGGGUCGGUCAGCAGCUGGCCGUCCGAAGCCAGAGCAGAGCACGUCGUGAUGGGAGGCGUUCGGCAGGCGGGCCACGGGAGCGGCUUCGACAGGAGCCACGAGGAGACGGGUGGGGAGGAGGUGCACCGCCCUGAUCACGAGCAGAGGCUGCAGCAUCAGUAUCACCAGCAGSCUCAGCAUCCGCAGCGGGGCAACUACAAAGGAGAGGAGGAGCAGGAGCUGAGGACGUCCCAGCACUGGCUCAAAGCUCCCCAGUCUGACAGCGCUUCUCCGCCCGUCAGCCUGACCCAGCCGCCCAAAGUCGGAGGAAACCCCACCCCUUUUCCUUCUAUAACUCGAAAAGACUCAGUGACCAGCCAACUAUUUACAGAGGUUACUAAAGACACACAGACAGAGACUGGAAACGUUGGUCAAAAGGGGGGGAAUGAGAGGGAGGAAAGUGGGUCGGCCAUUAGUGGUGACUCGGCCGGGGCAGAACCGGCCAAUCAGGGGAGGAAUAGAGACUCUAAUGUGAGCAGAGAGGAUGGCUCUUUAACAGAAGAGGAGAGAAGACAGAAACUUCUGGAGAUGGUACAGAGUGAACCAGAAAAAACAUCUCUUCUUCAUCCGCAUCAUCGUCACCAUGACCAUCAUCACCGGCAGAGACCGAAGCCGACCACAUAUAAAACAGCGAUUUCCACCACAGCGCCCAGGUCGGCGGCAGCUCGUCAGACGCCCCUCCGACCUCCUCGCCGCAAGAGAAAACACCGCAAACGCAUGAGUAAAGCUGCUAUGAGAGCUAAGAUCAUGAAGGUGAGACAGAGGACAGAACUGGGCAGAAGAAAACAGAUGAGAGAGCCAUAAGGAAAUGGUAUAGCAGGCUAACCUGGAGUCUGAARCACUGCUCCGAUGUAAAAAUGGAAGCAGAAGGAAAGACGUGUUUCCUGAAGGUUGGAUUUCCAGACCUGCUGUUUUCAACAGACCCCUACACAGAAAGUUCACUUUCUGGCUCCAGAGACGCUACGCAGCAGCCCUCGCUCUGGAUUUGUUAAGUGCAAUCUUGUGAGCCCCUUCAGACUGAAGGAACGUUAUCACACUAAACAGUGGAUUUCACUCCUGCCAUUUGUUCCGACCACAAACAGCUUCGAAUGAGGAUUCAUGGAAACCUGUUUGGAGCUGUAAGAACGAGAGACAUGUGGCCAUUGAUUGGCUACUUUUAAGAUGUUCAACAAGUAACAUGGAGUUUGUUCAUGGAUUUGAACUGCACGAGGAGUCCAAGGUAAUAAACUGGAGAUAGAAAGAACUGGAUUUCCACACAUGAUAACAAGUGGAGACUGUAGAUCGCAGUUUAGGCCAUGAUAUCAAACAUUACUGUACCGUUACCCUCAAAUGUCUGAAACUAACAUCAUGUAACACUGGAGUAGCCGCACACUGAUCAUACUACACUGACUUUAGGGCAAUGUUCUGCUGUGUACUGUAGCUAACUAUACUGGAAAAUAUCAAUAACCUGCUCAAUGUUUACUACUGUCAGAUCAGAAUGAUGCUUCAAUAACGCGCUAUGAAUAUCUACAAGUCUUAAAGACCUGGUUUUCAGAGACUAAUGCAAGCCAGUUAUAGCCAAUGCUAAAUUGUACAAAAAAACAACAACAUACAAAGCUUUUAGAAAAUCAUUUCCAGGGGAAAAUUUUAUUUCUUAACUUAUUAAAAAAGAAAAGAAGAGGACGUACAGUCCUUUGGUUCUCAAGUGUAAUUAUUGUUGCAAAUAUGUAAGGUUCUAAUAUUUGGUUGUAAAACUGUUAAUGUAAUGAAUGUUAUUUUUAAUAUAAAAUAAAAAUGUGAAGAAUUA
Messenger RNA from Austrofundulus limnaeus, 3410 nucleotides. RefSeq names its product platelet-derived growth factor beta polypeptide a (gene pdgfba). Gene Ontology annotation, biological process: platelet-derived growth factor receptor signaling pathway; positive regulation of ERK1 and ERK2 cascade; positive regulation of MAP kinase activity. The transcript is spliced from 7 exons. Bases 797 to 2428 code for a protein of 543 amino acids. NCBI's taxonomy places the organism in Eukaryota, Metazoa, Chordata, Actinopteri, Cyprinodontiformes, Rivulidae. Gene Ontology annotation, molecular function: growth factor activity; platelet-derived growth factor receptor binding. Gene Ontology annotation, cellular component: membrane. The record is from RefSeq and is a predicted model, not a curated record.